AUGGAAGUGGGAGCAGUGGACCCUUACACAACAAAUCCAGGUCCAAUUGAUGGUUCAGUUCUAUAUGAUCAAGACAAGCAUGUAUCAUCGGCAGUUUGGGAAGGGCAGCAGGAGCGCGGUGCCCUCAGAUGUCACGAACACACUUCAAAACUUGAUCAGUGGACACUUACACCGAAACAGAUUGAAUUGGUAGACAAGGCUGGAUUUGGAUACUUACGGUCAAUUCCAGCUAUUAGUCUAGACAAUCCACUUAUCUCUGCUCUAGUUGAAAGAUGGAGAAGGGAAACAAACACUUUUCACUUGAAUGUCGGUGAAAUGACAGUAACCCUUAAAGAUGUCGCACUCUUGCUUGGGCUGGCAAUUGAUGGGGAACCUGUUAUAGGCCUGACAUAUACCUCAUGCAGUUCCGUUUGUGAAAAGUAUCUUGGCCGAGCACCCGAAUCGGGUUACACAAGUGGUGGGAUGGUGAAGCUAAGUUGGUUGAAGGAGUUCUUUUCUCGAUGUCCUGAUGAUGCUCCGAUUGAAGUGAUCGAGCAACAUACUCGUGCUUAUCUUCUUUAUCUUGUAGGCAGCACCAUAUUCUCCACAACUACAGGGAAUAAGGUCCCUGUAAUGUAUUUGCCGUUGUUUGAGAAUUUUGUUAGAUGUGGACAAUAUGCUUGGGGCUCGGCAGCUUUGUCAUUCUUGUAUAGAGCACUAGGAAAUGCAUCGCUAAGAACUCAAAGCACCAUUAGUGGCUGUUUAACACUACUGCAGUGUUGGAGUUACUUUCACCUAAAUGUUGGACGACCAAAGCUCAAUCUCGAUGUGAUGACGCAUGAUCGAUUUCCAUUUGUGCUUAGAUGGAAAGGAAAACAAAGUGGCCCAACUGCAAAUCGCGACGUGGUAUUUUAUCGGAAAGCUUUGGAUUCCCUAAAACCAUGUGAUGUGGAGUGGCUUCCCUACAGAAACAUGGACAGUAUGGUAAUUCCAGAUCAUAUCAAAAGCACUUUAAUUCUUGGGAGGUCAAAGACAAUGCUAAUAUGCUUUGACAAGGCGGAAAGACAUCUUCCAAAUCGGUGCUUAAGGCAAUAUGGCAUGCUUCAAUCAAUUCCGGAUGAUGUGGAGCGAUGGGAGAGGAAGAGUAGAGGAGUUGACGGUGGGGUUGAUUUGUCCGGAAAAAUGGAAUCAGAGCUUACAGAGUGGAUGGACCGUCAGCUGCACAUUGUCGACGGGGACGAGGGUGUUGAUGAAAGUGAGUACAUGGAUUGGUAUAUGAGGAUUACCCGCAAGUUCAUAGGGAGGCCUAUUUCUCUGUCAUCCGAGUUUCAGAGAACGAAUGCCGGUCUGAGGGACAUUGCACACAUAGCCGAUACUUUUUCAACCAAAGGGUUAGAUCCGCAGCAAAUAGAAUCAAUAUCUCGGAUAAGAUAUAUUGCACAUGAAUGUUUGAGAGACCAAAUCAGUGGUCCAACAAUAGUAACAGCCACCCCUCAAGCUGAACAUGGAAAAAGAGUAAGGGGAAAGGAAAGGGUCAGAAGAAAAGGUGGGGCGGGUAAACGAUUGCGGAAGGAUGGUGUGAUUCAAUAUAAUGUCAUCAGUGAGGAGGACGAACAGCCUCACUUCUAUGGCACCACUAUUGAGGUUGGCCAAUUGCAUCUAAGUCACAUGGAUAGAGAGAUGGAGCAUCAUGCACAAUUAUGUACUGUGGAAAAUGCAGUAAGUUCUGUGCAUAUGCUUCACACAGAUGCUGAGAAUAUGCACCUCUGCGACACACACCUUGGGGUCGAUCAAUCUGAGCUAGGCUAUGAAGAUGACGAAAACGACGAUUUUAACCAUGAUGAUCUAAAGCAAGAAGCUGAUGAGGAAAUAAAAGAGGAGUUUAACCAUAUGACUUCUGAGCAAAAUAUUGAGGAGUUGCACGCAGGGAAUGAGAUCGAUCAAGAUCUACGACCGUGUGAUCAUAUUGUGAUCGAUGAUUCACAAUUCUGUGAUGUAAGUCACGAGAUCAACAAUGCAACACUUUCAGAUGACGCGGAUGAAGUCAAUCACACACAUUUUGGUGAUCCCGAUGAAGUUGAUCUACAAGAAAUUAAUCCAACCGAAGAUUUUGUUAAUUCUCAACUCUCGCAUGUUAACGAUGAAAGGGAACCACCAUCAUCUGCAAUGACAGCAAUAGAAGUGUCUCAACAUUCUUCAAUUGAACCUCAUGGUGAUAUUUCCCAGAAAGGCGAUUGUAGUGUUGCUGUAUAG
Lathyrus sativus (Indian pea) is the source of this 2232-nucleotide messenger RNA. Lineage: Eukaryota; Viridiplantae; Streptophyta; Magnoliopsida; Fabales; Fabaceae. The record is from the annotation of a GenBank genome assembly.